Messenger RNA from Pungitius pungitius (ninespine stickleback), 5052 nucleotides. Its product is annotated as nuclear receptor subfamily 2 group F member 6. Gene Ontology annotation, biological process: cell differentiation; anatomical structure development; negative regulation of transcription by RNA polymerase II. Gene Ontology annotation, molecular function: RNA polymerase II cis-regulatory region sequence-specific DNA binding; nuclear receptor activity; zinc ion binding. NCBI's taxonomy places the organism in Eukaryota, Metazoa, Chordata, Actinopteri, Perciformes, Gasterosteidae. Bases 45 to 1265 code for a protein of 406 amino acids. The transcript is spliced from 5 exons. The record is from RefSeq and is a predicted model, not a curated record.
GGUCUGUGUAUGAUCCGCUCUGAGGGCUGCGUGUCUCAGAGAAUAUGGCCAUGGUGAGCGGGGGAUGGGGAAACCCCAACAGGGACACUAACGGACUGGGGGAGAAGGUCUACCUGAGGAGAGAGGAAGAGGAGGGCUCGCCUCAGGCCGGGAGCAGCGACAUCGAGGUCGGGGACGAGGACAAGGCCUGCGUGGUGGACUGUGUGGUGUGCGGGGACAAGUCCAGCGGGAAGCACUACGGUGUGUUCACCUGCGAGGGCUGCAAGAGCUUCUUCAAGAGGAGCAUCAGAAGAAACCUCAACUAUUCGUGCAGAUCAAAUCGAGAAUGCCAAAUUGACCAGCAUCACCGCAACCAGUGCCAAUACUGUCGCCUGAAGAAAUGUUUCCGUGUAGGAAUGCGCAAAGAAGCAGUCCAGAGAGGCCGAAUCCCUCCAUCUCACUCAGGUGUGAGUCCCAACUCCCUGGCCGGGGGGGUCGGAGGUGCGGGGCCGGGUCACAUGGGGGCGGACUACUUCAACGGGCAGCCCGUGUCGGAGCUCAUCUCCCAGCUGCUGCGGGCCGAGCCGUACCCCAGCAGCCGCUACGUGAACCCGUACGGCCCGGCCCAGAUGCAGGCGCCUGCCAGCGGAGCCUCCGUCAUGGGCAUCGACAGCAUCUGUGAGCUGGCUGCCCGGCUCCUCUUCAGCACCAUUGAGUGGGCCAGGAACAUCCCAUACUUUCCAGAACUUCCGGUGUCGGAGCAGGUGGCGCUGCUGAGGCUGAGCUGGAGCGAGCUCUUCAUUCUGAACGCAGCACAGUCCGCUCUGCCUCUACACAUGGCUCCUCUGCUGGCCGCUGCCGGGUUCCACUCGUCUCCCAUGUCUGCUGAACGCGUGGUGUCCUUCAUGGACCAGGUCAGGGUGUUUCAGGACCAGGUGGACAAGCUGAACAGACUGCAGGUGGACUCAGCCGAGUACAGCUGCCUCAAAGCCAUUGCACUCUUUUCACCUGAUGCGUGCGGCCUGACAGACCCGGCCCAUGUAGACUCCCUGCAGGAGAAGGCCCAGGUGGCGCUGACGGAGUACGAGAGGUCGCAGUACCCCAACCAGCCUCAGCGCUUCGGCCGCCUGCUGCUGCGCCUGCCGGCUCUGCGGGCCGUGCCGGCCAACCUCAUCUCCCAACUCUUCUUCAUGCGGCUGGUGGGAAAGACCCCCAUCGAGACCCUGAUUCGAGACAUGCAGCUUUCAGGGAGCUCCAUCAGCUGGCCUUACGUACCGGGACAGUGAAUCCAGCCGACACCAGAGGGAGGCAAACAGAGAUAAGAUUUGAUUCAGCGCUCACAAAGAUGACAUACUAGGUACAAACUGAAUGUUAUGAACACACACACACACACACACGUAUGUAUGUUUGCAGCACUUGUCGGUUUUGACCUCCAUCUAAUCUCUCUCCAUCUGAUACUGGAAAAAGAAAUCACAGGGCUUUAAUUAAACAUCAGGCUCUAAUAUGAGGCCAUGUGCCUGUACUACCUCUUCCCACAUCAUCCCUAAUGUGACUCGGUUUGAACACACUUUGAGGCACGACUUCACAUCUGAGACGUGUUGUUCAGAUCAAACUACCUUGUUCAACUUUAUAUUUGUGGAAUGGAAUCUAAGACUGAAAAGUAACACGGCAUUAAAACAACAGGCAUGGGCAUCGUAUUGCAUAUUAUACGACGUGCUUUGUAUACAAAACAUUUACUUCUUUUGUAACUAAAGUAAAAGUUCAACAUUUUGGGAACUACACCAACUUUCUUGCAUAAUUAGAGGAUGCGUUUUACCGGGUAAAACAGCCAGCCGGGUUCUGUUCAAAGAAAACAAAAUCAAUAAUCUCUAACUACCCCGCUGUAUUCUUUGUUUAAUCCAAACCUGAGGUGGAAAAAACGACAUGUUUGUCAGAGCGCGGGUGCGGGGGCAAGGAGGGAGGAUUCAGACGCAGAGUUAAUGAAAAAAUAAAAGGACUUUAAUAGUCAAAAACUCUAAAUCAAAAUCACUCCAACUGAAAAAAGGACAGGAAGGAGGCAAAAACCAAACAGACAAAAACACAGGGACCUGGACUUGAACACACAGACUUACUUGACACAUGAACGUUGACAUGUAAUGACUCCACACAAGACAAGAGACUCACUGGGCUUAAACACACAAGGUGCAGGUGAUUGGACACAGGUGGAAACGAUCAGGCACGGCAGACAAUCACAGGGGAAGACAGGACAAGGCAGGAAGUGAAGUCACCCAGGAAUACAAGAGACAUGAAAACUACAAAAUAAAACACGACAAGAAACCAAACUGUGACACUGUUUUACGAUGUGCUGGAUUAUUGUAUCGUUCCGUAGUCUCUUCUGGUUGAGCAGCUCGGCAAAUAUAAUAAAGCAGAUAAGCAGUAAAAUAUGGUGCUUCCUAAAAUGUUAGAGCUUUUUCUUUAUUAUGGUAGAUUACACAAUAUAACAGGAAGUGGGGAAUGUACUCCUGGCUCCUCAGUCACACCCGUCUCAAACAUUAUUACCUCAUAUUUUAUACAUCAAAGACAGAUAUUGUAUAUUGAUGUGCUAAAGAUAAAUAUAAAGGGAUGAAGGUGUCUUUGUCAUAAAAACCUUAAACACUAAAAGUCCCCUGUAGACAUGUCUCUUCAAUAUAUUUGAAUAUAGGACACCCAAAGUUUGCCAAAUCAUUCACAGAAAGUGAAACACUUCUCAAGUGACCUCAGUCGAUCUCAGCAAACUGGAGAUUUAUGUUCACAUUCAGGUCCCCUUUUAAAAGCAGUGUGUGAAAGCACAGGCUAAAGAGGUCAGACGUCACUUUCAGAUCAUUAUUAUGCUUGUGCAAGGUACUCUGUACGUUUUAAAAUGUUGUAAAGUUGAUUAUGUUUGUUGGUUCUGAGAUAAAACGGUACUAUGCAGUCACGCAAGUGUUCAACGUGACAAAUAGUUUUAUUGCCAAAUUAUCUGACUGAAAGAAAAGACAAGGGGACAACAUGUGUUUUUGGUAAAACAUUUUUUAUUCCAAAAAAAAGACCUAAAAGGAUCUCUGAUACCGUCAAAUAGCGUAUCAACAGCUAACUUCGUGUUAUUUGUUGGAAUUUAAACUCACUUUUAAAUAAAGCAUGCUUUGACCAUGCCGUACGUAAAAAGUGAAAAGUAAGUUCAUACCAAUGCUUAUUUUUGCAUUACGAGAUAUAAUAAAAAAUGUACAAACUCUCUGUAGAUGACUGAAGUCUUUGAGACAUUAAGACACUGCACACACAUCUGUAAAAAUCCUCUUGGUUGAUCAAAAAAAAAACGUUGUCCAAUGUAAAAUACAGUAAUAAAUAAACAUUUGAUCCUGCUGUUGAGAAAUUUCAGGUGGAGAGAUCAAUAACCAACCCAUAGAGAGAGAGAGAGAGUAUUUUACCAAAAGAGGGCAGCAGCAGCUUACCUUUGGCUGACAGUGGGUGCAUCCGGGUCCCUGGAGUCCUCCUGCGCCCCCUGCUGGACGCUCACUGCAGAUACACGAAGCUGUCUGCUGAUCACCAAACAUUACAAUAAAAGACUGGUUCAUCUCAUUAUAAGAGAAUUAGAAAUGUUUAUUAUUAUUGAACUCAGUACUUUUUAGACAUCAUACCUUUUGCAAGUAUACAGUUACAAAAAAUGGUCUUAUAAUAGCAUGGAAGACAAUAAAUCCGUACAAAAAUAAAUGGCUCGCAAAGGGUUUUUAAAAUGACAAUAUUGUUCUUCGUAAAAAUACAAAUGCAUGAGAAAUCAAAAGUGUGUCUGAAUAAUUAAAACAUUAUAACAUCCACUAGAUCAUAACACUUUGCCCCAAGAAAAUGACAACAUGGAAUCAGCAGGGGAUCGUUUUUCAUUGGCAAAGAAAAGAUGAAAAUGGAAAGAUGAAUGUAGCUUAUAGACAAUGACAGAAACAGUGUUUUCCAGUUUGUUGAGGAGCUUGCAUGAUAACGAACAUUAUAUUAAUUAGUCAGGAUUUUUUUUACUCAUUUGCAUAGAUUAACUAAAUCACUACGGGUAUUUAGCAUGUACAAAUAACAGAACUAAGAUUUCUGCUGAAUCUAAUUUGUUGUUGGUACAUAGUAUGAAAAUAAUUCAUUAAAGGAAUAUAAAACAACAAUGUCCUGCGACAUUGUGACUUUGUCCCAUUUUUGGUCUCAAUGCAUUAAUGUCAAUCACUAUAAAAAUAUUGGUUUACACCAAAAAAAGAAAGUAAAAACACCAAGUCCCAGCAAAGGGCAGUUUUUCAACUUUACCAAUGUUAAAAUAUAUUACAAAUGCCGACACAAAAAAUUAGAAAAGAAAUAAACUAAAGUUCAGAUGUGACAAAGAUUUUGCUCCCAAAACAAUCUCCGUUUCCCAGACAACUCCGUUCUCUACAAUACUGUUCCACCGCUUAUCUGUGGAGCUGAAACAAUGAAAAGUGGGAGAGCAAACAGCCACAGAGAGUUAUCACAAUGUUAUCACAGGCGACCGAAGGUCAGGUGACUUUUAAAUGUCCUUAAUCCAAACCACACCCUCCGGUCCCCACAAGUCAUGCUGACUCACGCACGAGAGGAAAGUGUUUGCUUCAGCUCAGCACCCUGCACUUUCCUACAAACAAAGUAGUAGUAUUCAUAUCUGAUGCUCUCUAUGCGCGCGUGUGUGUGUGUGUGGGGAAGAAGUAACUUUGGUCAUGUCACAGUCUUUGUGGUUUUUUGGAGUGCAUGGGUGUGUGUCUCAGUGUGUUGAUCAGUCCAUCAGUGCUUCUUGUCGUAAACCUUCACUAUGCGCUUGAUGUGGAACAGCUUGAGUCUCAGCCUGCGACACUCUCUCUUCUUGGACCUGUAGUCGGGCGUCUGCGGAGCACAGAGAACUUCAUAACCUUAAACUGUACAGUACAUAUUUAUCCAUUCUGACAAUGACAAUGGUGGAUCUUCUGCUCUAAAAACAAUGCUCCAUGAGAGACUCUCAGGGAAAAUGUUUAGUGAAGAGAUUUUAUGUGAAGAAUACUAUAAAAAUGUAAUGCUGUGACAUUUUUGAGCUGGGUGUUAACUUAUAAAAAUACUAUCUGCUCA